AUGAACCCCGCCUCGACAGCCUGUCCGUGCAGGUGCUCCUGUCUGACUCUCCUGGCAGUGGCUUUGGGUGGCUGCUUCGUCUUGGAGCAGCCAGGGAGCUCAGUGCUUGAGUUCUAUCCGGCCUUUCGGCACGCUUUGACUUCCAUGGUCAUGGUGUCUGGGGUUAAUUCGGUUUGCCGUGUGGGCUGGUGGAUGGGGCAUUACAAUGCCCGAUCAGCAAAAAGGCAAUAUGCCUACUCCAAUUCUGCGGCUAUCCGGAAGCUGAACCUAGGUGCUCUCAAGGCCACAGCCCGGAAGAAGAUCAAGCAAAAGGUAGCAACAACGAUUAGGUCCCUGGGGCCUGAUGGAGCCCAACGAUACACUGCAUCGAAACACUUGAAGCCCUCGGAGAUAUAUCCUCUACAGUUUGCAGAAGCCGUGGCCGACAUCCUCGAUGACUUGAAAUCUACUUGCAAAGGCUGCCCCCGUCUGCCCGGCCAGGUUCCAUCAGGCCUCGAGCUGUACGCCGCGGCCACAACGCCGGAUGAUGUGCGCCUCAUGUACGAGACUGCUCAGCUUGGAGAUGUCUACGAUUAUCUACGGGGUUGCAAGUACCUACACAUCCCGGCAGAAUGGCGAUGUCUUUUCCCGGUACGUUAA
Molecule: messenger RNA, 639 nt
Organism: Symbiodinium sp. CCMP2592
Lineage: Eukaryota; Dinophyceae; Suessiales; Symbiodiniaceae
Source: the annotation of a GenBank genome assembly